This is a messenger RNA of Mycena citricolor, 792 nucleotides long. Lineage: Eukaryota; Fungi; Basidiomycota; Agaricomycetes; Agaricales; Mycenaceae. The record is from the annotation of a GenBank genome assembly.
AUGAAAUCGGGUCACCUCAUCCUACUGUCAUCCACUGUGUUCUUCUGCUUCAACCUCUAUGCCAUUCUUUUGAGCAGACUACUCCCGCUGACUGGUGUUCCUGUAGCCAACAUACUUGAUUCGCUCGCAAGAGACGACCAUUACAAGUACUUCGCUCUCUUCUUGAUACCCACAACAGCAUAUUUCGUGAUUGCAAACUGGGUUGGGUGGCAAUACUAUCAAAAUUCGUGAACACAGAUGACAGCUCGAUGAAAAGCAAUGCGACAGCAUAAUGUACAAGGGUGUAGAAUUACAAACGUGCCAUAAAUAGAGAGAUAAAUAGCGGGGGCAGAGGUGGUGUGGAGACUUAUGGUGGCUCUCUGCAGACUGGUUGGCGCCCGACCGUCAUCACCUGCAGUAGAGCUUGACGGUCGCGGGGGGAAGAUGACCGACCUGGGUGCAAAGGUGGAUCGCGCCGGACUCGAGGCGCGAGUGACCGGUAUGGGCUGGGGACGUCUCGGAGAACUAAUCUCUGAACGUACACUUCUUGGUCGCGAAUGCUGACGCCAGCGACUGGGCUCGGUGAAUCUUUCUUCAUCCUCGCUCCCCACACUACUUUGAUCUUCAGUGUUGGUCCUGCGACGCGGAAAGACACUGCGUGUGGCGGGCGCAGGGAUCGUUGGUCGAGAAGCGACAGUUGAUCGCGCUGGGACGUGUUUUAUGGCUGUAGGAAGCCGCAUAUAUCUUGCUCUCCUGGGGCUUUGUUAGUUUCGAUAAUCAGCAUUCAAAACAGACGUACGCCACUGCUUUGAG